Trachymyrmex septentrionalis is the source of this 4970-nucleotide messenger RNA. It is a transcript of the gene dia, whose product is annotated as protein diaphanous. Gene Ontology annotation, cellular component: actin filament; cytoplasm. The coding region runs from base 361 to 3588 and encodes 1075 amino acids. The transcript is spliced from 16 exons. NCBI's taxonomy places the organism in Eukaryota, Metazoa, Arthropoda, Insecta, Hymenoptera, Formicidae. Gene Ontology annotation, biological process: actin cytoskeleton organization; actin filament polymerization. The record is from RefSeq and is a predicted model, not a curated record. Gene Ontology annotation, molecular function: microtubule binding; small GTPase binding; actin binding.
UGGCCCUAGUUUGGAAUUUCGGAGUUAUCGCAAUCAGUCGCAACACAACAAGUACAGUGAAGUACGGUGUUCGGACGUUUUUCACGGGGCCUCAUUUAGAAAGGGUUGCUUAGAAAUUCGUUAAGAGUAUCUCGCGCGCACGUAAAUUAUUCGAUGCGCGUUAAUUCGCACACAUCAAUCUAAUCGAUUCGCUGGCCUUUUCACUGGAAAGAGAAACUGAGAGAAACCGACGACGCGGGCACAUUGGAUUAGGUUCCCUGACUCAACGUAAAAGCGCGCAAAUCCGAGUGAGAGGUCGUCGAUAAGUUUAGGCUAGAGAGAUGUAUCAAAGAAGGUAACACAAAUCUAGAAGACAGGAUCAUGGCAAAUAGAAGAGACAAGCCUACUGGCUUUUUGGACACAUGGUUCGGCCGACCGAAGAAAUCCGUACGCGGGAGUGGGUCGCGCGGCUAUUCGGGCAGUAACACCAUGCCCAGGCCACACUCCGGUGACGAUAUCAACGAGAUCGAGCAACAGCGUUAUAUCAUCGAAAGGAUGGACGAAGAAACGGUGAACGAUAGAUUCGAGGAAAUGCUGGCUAAUAUGAAUCUAACAGAAGAAAAGAAGGAACCAUUGCGUCAGCAAUCGGAGUCGAAGAAGAAGGAGAUGCUGGUUUUGCAUUACAAAGGUAGCAUACAGGAGAAUCGAUCAAAAUUCGACAAACCGGCAGACUACAUACAGUACCUGGCGCAGCCUGAUUUGAGCGUCAAUAAGAUCUACAAUUGCAUUGAGUCUCUCAGGAUCGCGCUUACUAACAAUCCGCUCAGCUGGGUACAGGAAUUUGGCACCAAGGGUCUCAAGCAGGUUCUGGCUACUCUCAAUGAAUGUUAUCGAAAUGACAACCGUUAUGAGCGAAUACAAUACGAAUGUAUUCGCUGUUUAAAGGCUAUUAUGAAUAAUACCGUUGGUAUAAAGGAGAUGUUGGCUCAUCACGAGGCCCUUACCAUUGUGGCCAGGUCAUUGGAGCCGACGAAACCGUCUGUAAUGUCCGAAGCUGUAAAGUUACUAGGCGCGGUGUGCCUCAUAUCCUUUGAUAGUCACAAAAAGGUUUUAGAUGCUGUUACUAUGAAUGGCGAAUUCAAAGGUCGUGAAAGAUUUCUGCCAAUCGUACAGGGUUUGAUGAACAAGAAGAACGAAAAUUUAAGGGUAGUAUGUCUUCAACUCAUAAAUUCGAUAAUAUCAUCCGCGGAGGAUCUAGAUUUUCGCUUACAUCUUAGGAACGAGGUAAUGCGAGUAGGUUUAGCCGAUAUUCUCGAAAUGUUAGAGAAAGAUGAGUCGGAAGACUUGGCUACGCAUUUGAAGAUUUUUAAUGAUCACAAAGAGGAGGAUUACGAGGAAUUUGUACAGAGAUUUGACAAUGUACGUUUAGAAUUAGACGAUGUUAACGAUUGUUUUGAAGUAGUUAAAAAUAUGGUAAUGGAUACUUCCGCCGAGCCAUACUUUCUAUCAAUACUUCAACAUCUUUUAUUUAUUCGAGAUGAUGCUCUGGUUCGACCGGCAUAUUAUAAAUUGAUAGAGGAAUGUAUAUCGCAAAUUGUGUUGCAUCGUUCAGGCUGUGACCCGGAUUUCAGCGCGACAAAACGCUUCCAGAUUGAUGUUCAACCGUUGAUCGAUAUCCUAGUCGAAAAAUCACGGGCCGAGGAAGAACGCCGAUUAGUAGAAGUGAUGCAAAAGUUAGAGGAAGCUAUAGCUAGUAGACAAGAAGCUGAAGCGAAACUUCAGCAUGCGGAAAACAAGAUCAAAGAACUGGAGCAAGGAACAGAGAAACCUGGAGGUUUUAGGACUGCUGUAUGUCCGCCUCCACCACCUAUGCCCGAAAUGGGUAGCAGACUACCGCCGCCGCCACCUCCUUUUCCUGGCGGUAGUGGCCCACCUCCACCACCACCUAUGUCUGGAAUGAUGUGUCCACCUCCUCCGCCUAUGCCCGGUUUAAAAGGACCUCCACCUCCACCUCUGCUUGGAAUAGGAGGACCUCCACCACCACCUAUGCCAGGAAUGGGUCCUUUAGUACCACCGAUAAUGGGAGCAUUAUCUCCAUCGCCUCCAGUGAUACAAGUUUUGCCUCAUGGAUUAAAACCGAAAAAGAAGUGGGAAGUAGAUGGACCAUUGAAAAGAGCAAAUUGGAAAGCGAUUUUACCUCACAGAAUGACAGAAAAGUCAUUCUGGACAAAAGUACAAGAAGACAAAUUAGCUAGUCCAGAAAUAUUGGAUGGUCUUGCACAAAAGUUCGCUUCCAAACCGAGUGGGAAAAAAAUAGACGAUGUAGUUGAUAAGUCAGCCCCAACGAAAAAAGUAAAGGAUCUCAAAGUUUUGGAUAAUAAAGCGGCUCAAAAUAUAUCAAUACUUCUCGGUGGGACACUAAAGCACAUGCCUUACGUGGAAGUAAAAAGAUGUUUAUUUCGAUGUGAAGGACCAGUUAUUUCUGAUAAUAUAUUACAAGGAUUAAUUCAAUACUUACCUCCGCCAGAUCAAUUGUCAAAAUUACAGAUGUACAAAGAUCAGUACGAUGACUUGACUGAAGCGGAACAAUUUUGUGUCACGAUAUCUACAAUAAAACGGUUAUUACCCAGAUUGAGAUCAUUAAGCUUUAUGUUGCGAUAUGAAGAGUUGAUACAGGAUAUAAAACCUGACAUAGUAGCAGCUACAGCAGCAUGCGAAGAAGUGAAAAGUAGCAAAAAGUUUGCACGAAUUCUUGAAUUAAUAUUGUUACUCGGAAACUAUAUGAAUUCCGGUUCCAAAAAUGGCCAAGCAUUCGGAUUCGAGAUUAAUUUUCUUACAAAGUUGACCAGUACUAAAGAUGUCGAUAACAAGCAAACUCUUAUGCAUUAUUUGGUGGAUACGAUAGAGAGAAAGUUUCCAGAAUGUCUCAGCUUCAUUGAGGAAAUAACACAUGUAGACCGUGCCAGUAGAGUGUCUUUAGAAAAUGUUCAGAGAACGUUAUGUCAAAUGGAUACCAAUAUCCGUAAUCUCGAACAGGAUCUUACGAAUGCCAAAGUUCCACAGUGCGAUGAAGACUUAUUUAUAGAUGUCAUGAAACCAUUCGCCAAGAAAGCUAGAGAAUCUUACGAGGUUCUGCAAAAUAUGUUUAAAAAUAUGGAUACUCUGUACACGGACAUCUCAGAAUUCUUUUCUUUCGACAAGCAGAAGUACACCAUAGAGGAAUUCUUUGGCGAUAUCAAGACGUUCAAAGAUGAUUUCUUGCAAUCGCAGAAGGAGAUAAUAAAGCUGAAGGAGGGCGAGGAGAAACAGAGGCGGACGAGAGAAGCGCGUGAAAAAGCAGAAGCAGAAAAGGCGGCACGAGCUGCGCGUAAACGCGCAUUAGUCGACAUGAACGCACAUGAGACUCAGGAAGGUGUUAUGGAUAGUCUGAUGGAAGCGUUGCAGACUGGAUCGGCCUUCAGUAGGCCAGACCAACGACGCAAGCGACAAACCCGCGUAGCUGGUGCGGAAAGGAGAGCGCAACUAAAUAGGAGUCGAUCGCGUACUGGAUUAGUCGGAACUGGCUUGCUAGGGAGAGAACUUUCGACAGAGCUUUUAAGUUCGGCUUAAUCUAUUGGAAUACAUCCUAUUUCCGUCCUAAACUCAUUGCUGUGAUGAUUUUACACGCAUUGGAACAUUAAUGAGCAAGAGAACAUGCGGUACGGUAAAUCAAUAUCCAAGAGAGAGAAAGAUAGAAAAGAACGACAUUCCACAUCAAUGAUCUUCCGGUGUAGAUCGAAUUUUUGCUAUUUCGAAUUGAGUAACAGUCUUCCUUAUAUAGUUAGGUAUUCGGUUUAUAGAUGUUUUUUAUUUGUAUAAAAUACAUAUGUAUGUAUACGGAUUUAUUUAUAACAAUAGUUGCAUUAAUACUCGCUAGAGUAAGUGCGAGAAUUUGUUCCGUAGACGAUACUUCGAGACGACGCGAGAAGAAAUUCGUCACUAGCAAACGCAUUUGUAAAUACGCAUGAGAUAAGUACUGGUGACGAAUUGACGAUUCGUUGAAACUGCUCGUCAAUAUAGUUCGACACACUCUCAUCACGCUCCAAGCAUGUUCACCAUCAUUUUGAAUCAGGCGGCGGAUUUCGCAUUUAUUUAUGUACGUGAUUGUAAAUAUAUUUCAUCUCGAGAAUCAUAGAUACAUACGUAUAUGCUGCGACUCGAAAUUAUUCCGAUAUUACAAGAUAUAUUUGUAAAAAUUACAUUUUGUGAACAAGUAACUUUUCCAUUAAAAAUCGAUAAUGCAUUUCUUCGGUAUUCUUAACGAAGGAAGAUACCUCAUAUAUUGUAUAGAUAUUUUUAUACGAUGAUAUUUUUAUGCGACUAGGAGAUUCGUAAUUAUCGCUUAUUUCUUCGUUAUAAUGUUAAGAUGAUACUAGUAAUCGUAAUGACUCUGUCGCCAGCUCGAUAAAACGACCGCAAAGCCUGCAUAACUUAACGUUUAUAUCAUUCGUUGCUCAUUUAAAUUUCAAUAAGAAUAUUUACAAUAUAAUCUAAAAUUCUAUUGUAGUAUAAAGAAAGAUUUGUAUACUAAAUUGGCGCACAAUUUUGCGACAUAUUUUUUUAUAAUUGUAGUUUUACCUUGUCUAUAUUUUUAGAAAAAAGCAUGUAUUUGCAUUUUUUUUUGUAACGAAAGCAUUUUACUAUGUAAUAGUAUUAAUCUAGGAGCAAAAAUAACUGAAAUUACUCUUAAGGGAAGUAGUUUAUUCAACGCAAUAUUCGCGUUUUGUGAUAUAAUUAAUGAACCCGAAAACAAGCUGAUCAUGACAGUCGAUCAGUACUUUUAACGGUGGCUUGAUCAAAUGCCCGUAAAAGAAAUUCAGAGUAAGAGAUAUAUAUAGAGAGAAGAAGAUCUUAGAAAACGGAUAUAUGGCGAUGUAAACACUACGAAUCUAAUUUAACUUUUUCCAACGCUUGAUAAAUUAGCAAUAGAUAACGCGACGUUUAUAUAUUGG